GGCGAGUAAUCUUCGUUCUUGCCGGCUGCGCUGGUAUAUUGGCCGGCCCGUCCCAUCCUCUCUUCUCUCCUCUCAUCUCCACCGUUCUCUUGCGCAAGAGGCUACGUAUCAACUGUUCAGCUUUCUCGCCAGCCACUUCCAUUAUUUCACCGCCCGUAGCAAUCGCGCUGCUCCAGACUGCGUUGCUCAUUGAGAACGGAACGCUCAAACUACAUCUCUCUUAGCCAAUCCAAGUACAUCCUUCUGUAUGCACAGCUUCCCUAACCCACCACUAAGCUCGCGUGCCGUCGCUUUCCAACACGAAGAUCUCCCGACACAACGCUUAGAAGACCUCUCUAGGCACUGCGAGCAUCGCCGAGGUCUCUCCUCAGAAACAGAUCUAACAAAGGAGACUACCUUUGAACCACUGCAAGAUCUUGAUAGCUGCUUCGUAAAUUACCUAAACCUUGCCGAACGUUGCCGCUCAGAGUUCCGGAAGCUAGCAUACCUACAUCUCUGGCGACCUUCGUCUCUAGUUGUACAUCUCGGGCACUACGCUUUCACUUCCCGCGAGAAUCAACGCCAGGUGGAGAAGAUGGCACAGCUCGUAGGUGCCUUUGCGAACGCGCUGCUGGACUUGCUGUUGGCCGUACAGAUAACGACCAAGGGCGUGUUUCGACCUCAGACUGCUACAGCCGCACUUCGUUUCUGACAAGCAAGACAAGGCAGUGGACAUGACGCAAAUACAGGCGAUGGCUAUAGUCAUUCGCCUGGCAAACUGCUACGAUCACUGGCACCGCC
Baudoinia panamericana UAMH 10762 is the source of this 780-nucleotide messenger RNA. RefSeq lists its product as uncharacterized. NCBI's taxonomy places the organism in Eukaryota, Fungi, Ascomycota, Dothideomycetes, Mycosphaerellales, Teratosphaeriaceae. The record is from RefSeq and is a predicted model, not a curated record. Bases 248 to 691 code for a protein of 147 amino acids. The transcript has a single exon.